AUGAAGUUUGCUUUCAGACGUAAAUUUGAGGCACUAUGUCGUAUGUUCAACGAGUAUACAAGGCUGAUCCCCCUGACCUUCCUGCUCGGCUUCUACGUCUCAAACGUUGUCUCAAGGUGGUGGCGUCAAUUCGAAAGUCUGGCAUGGCCUGAAGACUUGUUAACCAUGGUCAGUAUGAUAGUCCGUGAAAAUGAUGAGAAAAGUCAAAAAAGGCGCUUUGCAAUAGCCAGAUACAUUAAUCUGUCCUCAGCCCUUGUGUGGCGCGACAUUUCAAAAAAGAUUCGUCUUCGUUUCCCAACAGUUCUGAGCCUUGUCGAAGCCGGUCUUCUCACUGAAAAAGAGUACGAAGUUUUGCAAGAAAUUGAGGAGGACUGCGAAACUGUACGAUGGAUGGCACCACUUCAUUGGAUACAGCAUUUAAUCGUCAAAGAAGAAAAGGAAAACAAUCCGCCGGCGGCUUUCAUUAACAAUUUCAUGACUGAGCUGAGGACUUACCGGCAAUCAUUGCGAAAGCUUUUUUGCUACGAUUGGGUUUGCGUCCCACUCGUUUAUACUCAGGUGACUGCGUUGGCGACCUAUUCAUUCUUCUUCUUCACACUGUUUGGUCGUCAAGUGCUACAUUCUGAGGUUGAGGCAGGACGGCAGAUCGACUCUAUCAUACCGCUGUUUGCAGUCAUCCAGUUCAUGUUCCUCGUGGGAUGGUUCAAGGUGGGACAGGACCUUAUGCGUCCAUUUGGCUUGGACGAUGACGACAUUGAAUUGAACUACAUUCUUGACAGAAAUUUCAAAACUUCGUUCGCUGUAGUCAAUCGACUACACACCUCUGACUGUAAGUUUCAGGAAUCAGAGCUAAAAAAAAUCGCUAAGGGUUUCCCGUGA
This is a messenger RNA of Haemonchus placei, 879 nucleotides long. Lineage: Eukaryota; Metazoa; Nematoda; Chromadorea; Rhabditida; Trichostrongylidae. The record is from the annotation of a GenBank genome assembly.